AUGUUCCUAAGUCAACUGAUGCGUCAAAGCGGAGCAUCCGCUUCCGCAGCUCGAAAUCUCUGGCGAAAAUCCGAGAAUCCCUUUAUUUCCACCCCACAAGCCUGGUUGACCGAUUUGGAACAAGUUGAGGAGAAAAAACGGGGAAUUAUUGAUUUGCAUCCGGAUGUUUUUCGAGUUGCACCGAGAUUGGAUAUUUUGCAUAGGUUUGGAGCAUUUUGAGCCCGAAAAUUGGGGUUUUCAUGAAAUUUGGAGCAUUUUGAGCUCAAAUGUGAUAAAUUUGGGGUUUCUGAGCAAAUUUGGGGCUUUUUGAGCCCAAAAAUGGCCUAGACUUGAUUUUUGAAGCAUUUUGAGCCCAAAAAUGGCCUAGAAAGCCUGUAAAUGCUCAAAGUUAGCCUAGAUUUGAUUUUUGGAGCAAUUUCAGCUCAAAAAUGGUCUAGAAAGCCUGAAAAUGACUCAGAAACUCAAAAAAUGGCCUAGAAACCCAAAUAAAGGUCUAGAAAGCCUGAAAAUGGUCUAGAAACUUGAAAUUUGGCCUAAAAAGCCUGAAAAUGGUCUAGAAACUUGAAAUUUGGCCUAGAAACCCAAAAACGGCCUAUAAAGCCUAAGAAUUGGCAUUGCUCAUAUUAAUCUGUCAGAUUUUGAGUUUUAGGUCACUUUUCUGAUUUCUAGACAAUUUUUUGGCUCAAAAUCCAAUUUUAGUCAUGUUUGAGCUCAAAAUGCUCCAAAAUUAGCCUUUUUGAUUAUUGGAGCAUUUCGAGCUCAAAUAUGGCCUAGAAAGCCUGAAAAUGGUCCAAAAAGCCUGGAAAUGGUCCAGAAACCCGGAAAUCGGUCUAGAAAGCCUGAAAAUGCUCAAAAAUAGCCUAUAUUUGAUUUUUAAAGCAUUUUGAGCUCAAAAAUGGCCUAGAAAGCCUGAGAAUGGUCUAGAAACCCGAAAAAUGGCCCAGGGAUCCGGAAAUCAGCCUAGAAAACCUGAAAAUGCUCAAAAAUAGCCUAGAUUUGAUUUUUGGAGCAUUUUGAGCUCAAAAUUUGCCUAGAAAGCCUGAAAAUUCCCCAAAAUCAACAAUUUUGCAGAAAUCUAACAUGGCAAAAAGUGUACCGCAACGUGCAAAUGACAAAAAUGCUAACAAAAGCCGAAAUGCCGGGCGGCGGCCGAAAACCGUGGCCCCAAAAAAAGACGGGCCGAGCCCACGUCGGCUCAAUUCGACAACCCGAAUUUAUACAUGGUGGAUUUGCGAAUGGUGUAAGAGGUCCCAGAACUUGGUUCUAUAUGUUACCUGAUGCUAUCAGACUGCAAGGAUUGUGUGUUGCGCUAACUUUGAAACAUGCUCAAGAUGAUUUGCAUAUUGUGGAGAAUAUGCAGGAUUUACAGAAUGGUGAUCCCAAGUUUUGGCAAGAUGUGAGUUCAAAAUUUGAGAAAUUUGGAGCAUUUUGAGCCAAAAAACUCGAAAUUUCAUCAAUUUCGAAGAUUUUUGAGCCCAAACAUGCUCCAGGAGCUAAAAAAGUUGCUCCACGAGCUGGAAAAUUGGAUUUUUCAUGAAAUUUUCGAUUUUUAAGCAAAUCCGGAGCAUUUUGAGCCAGAAAACUCAAAAUUUCAUAAAUUUUGAAGAUUUUUGAGCCCAAACAAGCUCUAGAGCUCAAAAAGUUGCUCCAAGAGCUGAAAAAUCCGAUUUUUCAAUCCAAAAAUGGUUCAGAAGUGAAAAACUAGGUUCCGGACCCAGAAAAUCAUGAGAAACUGGGUCUCGGAACGUUUUUCAUGGUCCCAGAACGAAAAAUCGAUUUUUUGAGCCUAAACAUGCUCUAGAAGUCAAAAAGUUGCUCCAGAACUCAAAAAUUCGAUUUUCUGAGUCUGAACAUGCUCGAAAGCUCAAAAACUUGCUCCAGAACUCAAAAAUCUGAUUUUCUGAGCCUGAGCAUGCUCUUGAAGUCAAACAAUCGAAAAUUUCUGAUUUUUUGAGUCCCAACAAGCUCUAGAAGUCAAAAAUUUGCUCAAAAGCCGAGAAAUCUGAUUUUUUGAGCCCAAACAUGCUCUAGAGCUCAAAAAGUUGCUCCAAGAGCUGGAAAAUCCGAUUUUUUGAGUCCAAAUGUGGUUUAGAAGUGAAAAACUAGGUACCUGACCCAGAAAAUCAUGAAAAACUGGGUCCCGGAACGUUUUUCAUGGUCCCAGAACGAAAAAAUCGAUUUUUUGAGUACAAACGUGCUCUAGAAGUCGAAAAGUUGCUCCAAAACGGAAAUUUUGACCAAAACCUCUAGAAAAUCAUAAAAAUCUGGUAUGGAACCCAGAAAAUCGGAUUUUUCAUGAAAUUUUCGAUUUUUUGAGCCCGAAAAUGCUCUAGAACCAAAAUUUUGACCAAAACUCUUAGAAAAUCAUAAAAAUCCAGUAUCGCACCCAGAAAAUCAGAUUUUUCAUGAAAUUUUCGAUUUUCUGACCCUAAAUAUGCUCCAAAAUUCGAAAAUUCACAAAAAUUCCCUGAUUUUUGCAGCUUUGCGAAUCUCGCAACUGGGGCUACUCAGUUCUAAUGAUCGAUGAUUCGGACGUGAUUUCGGGCGGUUUAGCAGAAGCUCAAGAACAAUUAGCAUGGCUCAAUUGUAUGCCGGUUUACGGGCUCAAUUGCUAUUCAAUCAUCAAAUAUGAUACGGUGGUUUUGUCGAAAAAUGCGUUGGAAAAAAUCGAGCAACGAUUAUUGCAACAUUUGCAUCGAGCAAAACCGUUGAAUUUGAAGUAUAGGUGAGGAUUUUGAGCCGAAAUCCGUGAAAAUCGUGAAAUUUUGGGCUAGUGGGUCAUUUUUUAGCCAAAAAUUUGAAAAAUUCACGAAAUUUUGGGCUAGGGGUCAUUUUUUAGCCAAAAAACCGUGAAAAUCGUGAAAUUACGACCCAGAAAUCAUUUUUUAAAUCAAAAAUUCGAAAAAAUUGCGAAAAUUCCAGUCAGAAAGUGAAUUUUGAUCAAAAAUUCGAAAGAAUCGCAAAAUUUUGAUCCGUAAAGUGUGCCAGGCUUGCAGAAAUUAAGCUCCGCCCACUUUUGGACGAGAAAAGUGAAUUUUGACCCGAAAUUUGAAAAAUUAACGAAAUUUUAGGCUAGGGGCUGAUUUUUAAGCCAAAAAACCGUAAAAAUCGCGAAAUUUCGACCCAGAAAUCAUUUUUUAAAUCAAAAAUUCGAAAAAUUUACGAAAUUUCGACCAAGAAAGCGUGCCAGGCUUGCAAAAUUCAAGCUCCGCCCACUUUUGGACGAGAAAAGUGAAUUUUGACCCGAAAUUUGAAAAAUUAACGAAAUUUUAGGCUAGGGGCUGAUUUUUAAGCCAAAAAACCGUAAAAAUCUGCGAAAUUUCGACCCAGAAAUCAUUUUUUAAAUCAAAAAUUCGAAAAUAUUACGAAAAUUCCAGUCAGAAAGUGAAUUUUGAUCAAAAAUUCGAAAAAUGCACAAAAUUUCAACCCGAAAAGUGUGCCAGGCUUGCAAAAUUCAAGCCCCGCCCACUUUUGGACGAGAAAAUUGAAUUUUGACACGAAAUUCGAAAAAUUCACGAAAUUUUGGGCUAGGGGUCAUUUUUUAGCCAAAAAAAUUUUGAACAAAAAGUGAGCCAGGCUUGCAAAAUUCAAGCUCCGCCCAUUUUCAACGAAAAUUUUCGAUUUUUCACUCAAAAAACUCGAAAUUUCAUGAAAUUUCCCAAUUUUCAGCCAAAAAUCGAUAUUUUCAGAUAUCAAGACUACAAGGAAAAAAUUCUCAACGAAUCUCGCGCCGAAGAAAACCCGAAUAUGCCGCCAAUUGUGUAA
Molecule: messenger RNA, 3765 nt
Organism: Caenorhabditis angaria
Lineage: Eukaryota; Metazoa; Nematoda; Chromadorea; Rhabditida; Rhabditidae
Source: the annotation of a GenBank genome assembly